Molecule: messenger RNA, 1291 nt
Organism: Brienomyrus brachyistius
Lineage: Eukaryota; Metazoa; Chordata; Actinopteri; Osteoglossiformes; Mormyridae
Gene: p2rx2
Product: purinergic receptor P2X, ligand-gated ion channel, 2
Exons: 12
Coding region: 89-1291 (400 amino acids)
Biological process (GO): response to ATP; monoatomic cation transmembrane transport
Cellular component (GO): nuclear inner membrane; plasma membrane
Molecular function (GO): extracellularly ATP-gated monoatomic cation channel activity; purinergic nucleotide receptor activity; ATP binding
Source: RefSeq, a predicted model, not a curated record
AGAAGAUCUGUAACAUCUGUGACGACCAUACAUUAUAUACUUUAUCUGCAAGAGGAGAGCCCCUGUUACAGGAGGUUACCAAGGAAAAAUGGGCUUUCGAGACUGUCUUAGGUCAUGUUUUCUCGGCUUCUUUGAAUAUGAGACACCCAAGAUUAUGGUGGUAAAAAACAGAACUCUCGGGGUUAUCUACAGAGGUGUACAUUUACUUGUGACAACCUAUUUCAUAUGGUAUGUCUUCAUCAGCCAGAAAGCGUACCAGGAGAGCGAAACACGCCCAGAGAGCUCUGUCUACACAAAAAUGAAGGGCACAGCAUUGCUGGGUGACAUGGUACAGGACAUGGUGGAGUACGUCCGACCCUCGGAGGGUGGUGAUGUCAUCAGCACAAUUCUGCGCAGAGAGGUUACACACGACCAGCAGCAGGGGGUGUGUGCAGAGCAUUAUUCUGUUCCCAAAGCCAACUGCACAUCAGAUUCGGACUGCAAGGCAGGAGAGGUUGACUUUGAUGGCAACGGACCAGGAACAGGGCGCUGUAUACCUUAUUAUAACCAUACCUUUAAAACCUGCGAGAUCAAGUCCUGGUGUCCCAUUGAAGAAUUUGCAGCUGUUAGAGAGGCAGCCCUGGCGGAAGCUGUUAACUUCACAGUCUUCAUCAAGAACACCAUUCACUUCCCCAAAUUUAAAGUGCUCAGGGGCAACAUCAAAGCAAACAAAGCAAGGUACCUGAGCCGUUGCACCUACAAUGAGGUGACAGACCCCUACUGCCCCAUCUUCCGGCUGGGCUACAUCGCAGAGCAGGCCAGGGAGAAGUUCAGUGAGCUCUGCAGGACGGGAGGAGUGAUUGGGGUAUUCAUCAACUGGAAGUGUGACUUCGACAUAGACCCCUCCAACUGCGUUCCCACUUACGCCUUCCGGCGUCUGGACCUCCGCAAGAACCUGCCGAGCUCUGGGUACAACUAUAGGUUUGCAAAAUAUUACAGAAGGAAUGGCAAGGAAUUCCGUACUCUUAUUAAAGCAUUUGGGAUUCGUCUGGAUGUCAUUGUCCACGGGCACGCUGGGAAAUUUAGCAUCAUUCCAACUAUCAUCAACAUGGUCACUGCUUUGACAUCAGUUGGAAUUUGUUCUGUCAUUUGUGACUGGAUUCUGCUCACAUUCAUUGACAAGAAUGAGGUCUACAGUGAAAGAAAGUUUGAUGAGGUCUCUGAAGAAUCGCCUCCACCCACAUUGACCGAGUUCACCCUCACAAGCUAUGGCUCCACCCACUCUGACCUAUCAGAAGGCGUGGCACUGUGA